AUGUGUGAGCCAACUUUAAGAUCAACGACCAUUUUGACAGAACAUUUACAAUAUCCCCCAAUAUCGUUAGUGGACGAUGUUAUUAAUGCUGUUAAUGAGAUUAUGUACAAGUGUACUGCUGCAAUGGAGAAAUACUUACUAGAAAAGAGUACUUUAUCUCAAAAUGGGGUCGAUUACACAGAUGAAAUCAAAAUUGGAGUUGGAAAAUUAGAAACGCUGCUAGAAUAUUCUGUUGAUAAAAACUUCGAUAAAUUUGAAUUGUAUGUUCUCAGAAAUAUUCUACGGAUUCCAAAUGAAUUAUUAGAUAAGAAUGCGUUCAGAUUAGAAAGCCAAAGAGAUUUAAUUGCUUCAAAUAAAGAUGAGAUCGAGCAGACUAAAAUUCAGUUAGAUCAAAAGAUCAAAAGCAUUGAAGAGGCAUUUGAAUUAAAUUACGAGUUGACUAGAAGAUAUAAAGAACUGAAAAAAUUGCACAAUAAAGUGAAGAAAUUUAAAGCAAUAGUAAUUAAGAUAUUAGAGUGUGAAGAUUCUCAAACUGGGAAAGAAUUAUAUAAGACUUUGCAACCGAUUGAUGAUUCCAUUAAAUUCUUGACUAGUAAGAUUCGUGAAUGGUAUAUAUUUAGUGAGGAGCAUAUUUCUUUGGAACAAGUUAGAAAUAUCACUUCUAAUAAAGCCACCUCAGAGUCAGCAGUUGGAAAUGCAGAAACAUUAUCAAGAUCAAAGUAUAUUGAGAAUAGGGUUAAAAUGAUAUUAAAUGGGAACUCAAGCACUCCCAAAGAAGAGAAGCCUAAUUUGAGUAAGAAUUUUGGUGAACUAAAAAUAACGAACCCAGAUUUACCUGUACUUACGGAUCAACUUCCUUGA
Messenger RNA from Tetrapisispora phaffii CBS 4417, 861 nucleotides. It is a transcript of the gene MTW1, whose product is annotated as MIND complex subunit MTW1. The coding region runs from base 1 to 861 and encodes 286 amino acids. Gene Ontology annotation, biological process: kinetochore assembly; mitotic cell cycle; protein localization to kinetochore. The record is from RefSeq and is a predicted model, not a curated record. The transcript has a single exon. Gene Ontology annotation, cellular component: nucleus; chromosome, centromeric region. NCBI's taxonomy places the organism in Eukaryota, Fungi, Ascomycota, Saccharomycetes, Saccharomycetales, Saccharomycetaceae.